This is a messenger RNA of Kwoniella mangroviensis CBS 8507, 351 nucleotides long. RefSeq lists its product as uncharacterized. Bases 1 to 351 code for a protein of 116 amino acids. The record is from RefSeq and is a predicted model, not a curated record. NCBI's taxonomy places the organism in Eukaryota, Fungi, Basidiomycota, Tremellomycetes, Tremellales, Cryptococcaceae. The transcript has a single exon.
AUGUCCCUAUCCCCCUCAAACAUCUCAUCCGACCUUUCCCACCUCCUCUCCUUACCUGUAGCAACAUUAUCAUCCCUACUAGACGGUCCUUCUUCCUCAGCUCCCACUUUCAACUCCUCAAAGCCCACCUCUGUAAAAGAACCCAAAUCGAUCGAAGUACUCAACGACUUUUCGCCGUCUAAAGCAAACCCCGAAGAAAGUCAACGACUGAUUAAAAGCUAUAUACGGGAGAUACAUGAUAGUCAGGUAUUAGAGAAGAGCGGGGAGAUCGAUAGACUCGGUGAGAGGAUUGACGGGCUGAGGGAAAGAGGUCAGGGGCUGGAAAGUACACUGAGUGAAGUGAAGGUGUGA